Messenger RNA from Diachasma alloeum, 1693 nucleotides. RefSeq names its product transmembrane and ubiquitin-like domain-containing protein 1. Gene Ontology annotation, molecular function: protein binding. The record is from RefSeq and is a predicted model, not a curated record. The coding region runs from base 286 to 1377 and encodes 363 amino acids. The transcript is spliced from 4 exons. Lineage: Eukaryota; Metazoa; Arthropoda; Insecta; Hymenoptera; Braconidae.
GCCACCACGUGAUGAAUUUCAGCUACUUUCCGUGGAAAACGCAAUGAGAAAAAAUAAGCAAGGGUAGACACGUAAAUGGUCUUGAAUUGUCAUUUUAGUAAGGAAAAUCCGUGAAAAUGUUGAUAGCAACUUGAGUGGAUGGUUGUCGUUAUUUGUGGUAAAGUGCCUUCAGUUUGUGGACGCCUGCAGUGAAGGGGAAUUGAUGCUUUGGUGGUGACAGAUGUCAUCGGGGAUCGGUUAUCAUUGAGAAUUUAGUCUGUUUUUGACGUAUUCUAAUUUUGAAGAAUGACGUUGAUCGAGGGAGUGGGUGACGAGGUCACUGAUUUUUUCAUUGUCGUUGCUGUUAUGGUAGUCGGAUGGCUGGCUUGGUGCUCCACAAAUAUAUCAGAACAACCCCUCAUUCGAACUGUUCUAAUCCUCCAGCACAGAACACGAACUCGAAUCGCUGAGUUGAGGGCUAAUCACUCAACAGUGAUUAGUGAUAAUUUCACGACUAGAGCGUCGAGUUUCGAUGAAUCUACAGCUAAUGAAGAAACUGCUGAGCCUAUCAGCCAGUCCCAUGGCGAGGCUGAACAGACGUGCUUACUGGAAAAUCAAAAUGUUCCUCAAACAUCGGAGACUUCGACUCCUGCAGCGACUGGUGGAGCAGCCUCUGAGGAAGUCCUCAUCCAAGCUAUGGAUUCAGGGACCGAGGAGUCAGAAUCGAGUGAUGACAAAUUGGAGAGUGCAGAAAAACCAGAGACCAAUAUCACUGAGACUGCUACCUCUGUCUCCUGUUCUCCAACUGAAGCCUCUGUUGAUUCUAUCGAUGGAGCAUUAUUGCAUGAGGGGGAGGAAAUCGUUAUUAAACUCAAAUUUAUCAACGAUGACCAGAGGAUUGUCAGUGGAAGGCCCAAAGAAAUGCUUGGAGACUUUAAAAAACGUCACUUCCAAGCAGAACUGGACUCUCAGAAACGAGUGAGAUUAGUAUUCAAUGGUCAUGUACUUCAACCAGACACUGACACCUUGGAGCAAUGUGGCCUCUACAAUAACUGCGCUGUGCAUUGUCUAGUGCAUCAGCAGCGUGCAAAUUCAGGGAAUACAAACACUCAUUCCUCGAAUGCCGAUUCAUCCUCCUCGAUUUAUUCGAAUCCCCAGUCAUUUCAGAAUAUGCCAACAGGGGCUGGUACGUCAGUGCACAACGAAUGGGAUCUGAGCAGGUUGCUCGUAGGAUUGAUAACUCUUGUACUGAUAAUAGCCUGGUACUCGCGAUAUUAUUAUGCUCAGUUGUUCACUGCUGCUGCAACAAUAGCACUUUACGUGUUAACGGCAGUAUUCACACUAUCUGUUGUGGGACAUUUUUUUCCUGAUCAGGACAGUCUGAGAAAUAUCGAGUAAUUGUUGCUCUUCAUUCAUUCGAUUCCUCUGCUUUUCUCUCAUUAUUUUAUUUUCUCUUGUAAUUUUUAUUUAUAAAAAAUUUCAUUGUAACUUAAUCAAUUUUUUUUUUUCAUUGUAAAAUAUUUUUAUACUUAGAAUUCUGAAUUUUGGUGAUCAAUUAUCUGUUGUAGAAUUUUAUUCCAGUAGAUGUGUGAAUAUACUUUAUGGAAAUAUUUGAUUACUGAAUGGAUAAAUAAACACUAUGAUGAUCAUGUUGCGUGUUGAGGAAAUUAAACGAAAUAAAGUAAGAAAAGUAUUAUUUAACUGUUUAUUCAAA